This is a messenger RNA of Esox lucius (northern pike), 3153 nucleotides long. RefSeq names its product estrogen receptor 2b (gene esr2b). The transcript has 10 exons. The coding region runs from base 362 to 2191 and encodes 609 amino acids. The record is from RefSeq and is a predicted model, not a curated record. Gene Ontology annotation, biological process: cellular response to estradiol stimulus; estrogen receptor signaling pathway; regulation of DNA-templated transcription. Gene Ontology annotation, molecular function: zinc ion binding; steroid binding; nuclear estrogen receptor activity. Lineage: Eukaryota; Metazoa; Chordata; Actinopteri; Esociformes; Esocidae. Gene Ontology annotation, cellular component: nucleus.
AAAAGUCUAAGUCUAGUGCUUUUAGAUCACUGUCAAAUCUUCGAAACUCGGAAAAGGAAGUUGGAAAUGAUUUACCCAAAGGAGUAGUGGUUACAUUAUAUCAAUGGCAACAUGCUAGUGUCUACAUGUAGCGUACCUAGCUUAUAAGCGGCGUAUUUCUUUCUCUAUAUUCUGUAGUUGUUCGUGUGCGCGCCACGGUAACUCCACCAAACUCCACGCUGCGCUGCAAACCUCCGCAACAGGCACUUGGCUCAAUUCACUGACUGGAGGACAGUAGGAAUUCUGAUCUUCUGGGCCCAGGGAGCAAUGCGAUAGACAGUAGCAGCUACAGCCACAACGUCAGCCAAACGUUAACUCCAACAUGGCCAGUUCUCCUGGGAGUGGAACUGAAAGUUCUCCGCUGCUUCAGCUCCAGGAGGUUGACUCAAGCAAGGCCCAAGGGAGUGGAAGCCCCCUGGGACUCUUGCCCACCAUGUACUGCUCCCCCAGUGACAUGGAGACCCGCACCCUCUGCAUCCCCUCUCCCUACACGGACAACAGCCAUGAGAACAGCCACGGCUCACUAACCUUCUACAACCCCUCCAUGGCGGGCUACAGCAGAACAGCCACCUCCAACAGCCCCUCUCAGUGUCCCCCACUUAGUCCAUCUCUCUUCUGGCCCCACCCUGGCCACAGCCAGCACAACAUGCUUUCCCUGACGCUGCACUGCCCCCAACCCCUGGGGUAUAGCGAGCCAAACCAUCAUGCCCUUUGGGUGGAGCCUAGACCCCACGGCCUUAGCCCCGGCAGCCCUCUCCUCCACCCUACCAAGCUGCUGGGGAGAGGACUGGUGGAUGACAGCGAUCUGAGCUCCUCCGCUGGCAGUUUAUUGGCCAAGGCAGACAUGCACUUCUGUGCCGUGUGUCACGACUACGCUUCAGGCUACCACUACGGCGUGUGGUCCUGUGAGGGCUGCAAGGCUUUCUUCAAGAGGAGCAUCCAAGGGCACAAUGACUACAUUUGUCCGGCGACUAACCAGUGCACCAUCGACAAGAACCGCCGCAAAAGCUGCCAGGCGUGUCGCCUUCGCAAGUGCUAUGAAGUGGGCAUGAUGAAGUGUGGUGUGAGGCGAGAGCGCUGCAGUUACCGGGGGGCAAGGCAGCGACGUGUACCACAGGGGCGGGGGGCCCCAGGCAGGCUAGUGGGGAUCGGUGCCAGGGCCCAGAGGCGCCUGGAGGCAGGAUCCAUCCAUCAGUUAGAUGUACACCACUCAUCCCUGACCCCAGAACAGCUGAUAUCCUGCAUAAUGGAGGCUGAGCCCCCUGAGAUCUACCUGAUGGCGGACCUCAAGAAGCCCUUCACUGAAGCCAGCAUGAUGAUGUCACUCACCAACCUGGCCGACAAGGAGCUGGUCCUCAUGAUCAGCUGGGCUAAGAAGAUCCCUGGCUUUGUGGAGCUGAGUCUGACGGACCAGGUGCAUCUGUUAGAGUGUUGCUGGCUGGAGGUGCUGAUGCUGGGCCUAAUGUGGAGGUCUGUUGACCACCCUGGGAAACUCAUCUUCUCUCCGGACCUGAAGCUCAACAGGGAAGAAGGGAACUGUGUGGAGGGCAUUGUGGAAAUAUUUGACAUGCUGCUAGCAGCCACUUCUAGGUUUCGGGAGCUGAACCUUCAGAGGGAGGAGUAUGUCUGUCUGAAAGCCAUGAUCCUCCUCAACUCCAAUAUGUGCUCCAGCUCUCCGGAAAGCGCAGAGGACCUGGAGAGCAGGGGAAGGCUCCUGCGUCUGCUGGACUCAGUGACCGACGCCCUGGUCUGGGUCAUCGCCAAACGAGGCCUCUCCUUCCAGCAGCAGUCAGCCCGCUUGGCCCACCUCUUAAUGCUGCUUUCACACAUCCGCCAUCUCAGUAACAAAGGAAUGGAGCACCUUUCCAACAUGAAGAAAAAAAAUGUUGUGCUUCUCUACGACCUGCUUUUGGAAAUGCUGGAUGCCAACACCCACAGCAGCCGAAUGUCCUCACCCCAUGAGCCCUGUAACCCCAACCCCACAGAGCCCCCAGCAGCACCAGCCCAGGUCCCAGCCCCAGCCACGGACCCCCAUCUCCAGCCACACAACCUACAGCUGCCCUCCCAAGACCCAGAAUGCCACACACUUGAGAGCUGUUCCUCCACACAGGGUGCUGGCCAGCUGAGAGAGGGGAGAUGUGUACCCCAGUGACCAGACACCAGGGAGCAUGGAUGGAGACUGUAAAACAGUGGGUGACUGAAGAAGAAAUGUAUGGGUGACUGUUGAAGAUGUAUCCAGAGACGGAUUUUGACCUGAAUUUACUCUGUGGGACACUGGACCCCAUUUUCAAUUGACUGAUGAGAAACAUUUUAGAAUGUGUCAUAAGUCUUACCCUUUUAAGAUGGUUUUGGUAUAUGGAGAAACUGUGGUUUGCACAGUAACAGUGAAUUUGACGGGUUUUUGAUUGAAUGUAUUUUUUGUGUAAUUUCCUUGUAAAUAUGCAGUUGGUAAUGUUGCUAGUAAUGAGUGUAUAUGAACCUCUACUAGUCAGUCUGUCUUGUUUAAUGUCAGCAUUAAGUGACCGUGGCAGUGGGAUGUAAUGUGCAGUGUGCUGCGGAUGGAUUGCGGAGGUUUGGUCAGCACCACGUGCAUAAUGCUUUACAGUGAACACCUUCAGUAGCUGUGACUGUGCCUGAUGACUCUGGGCAUCCUUCACUCCUGAUGCACUCAUUGUAGAAAUUCAUCUUUUUUUUUUCCACUUUCAAUCAAAUGAAUUUUGUGACCUUUGUUUAAGAUGACUGUUAAAGAGGCUCCAUUCAAGUUUAUGUGCAAGAUCAGAAGCCAAACAAAAACUAGCAUCUGCUAAAAGACAUACACGUGCACAUUUAAAUCCAUAUUCUGCCGUCUCUACUGUGAUUAUUUGGUGCUUGUGCUGUCUAUGUGUUCAGUGUCAAAGGCAUGUUGGAAUUUCUAGAAAAGAACCCAGAGCUUACCAUAUAAAGGCAUUUGAGUCCCAGUGGGAUUGCAGCCAAACAAUGAAAGCAGCAUUAAAAAGGGGAACGUAGAAAUAAACACCCUUAAUGGCAAACAUUGUUUAUUGUCAAGUAAAAAUGACAGCUAACUAUUCAUCAUCCAUAAAUAAGCAUUCAAAAAAUAAAUCAGACUGUACACAC